ACUUAUUCUAUUUUUGACCAUCACCUACAAUCUGAUUUAUUACAUUGCAUUCUCUAGCUGUGAGCGUGAUGAGCGCCGAGUUCCACCCAGGAUAGCACUCCCACUCUUCUAUCACAGCGGUAUCCCUGUUUCAGUUCUUCGUACCCUCGAUCUAUUGCCUUAAGGAUCAGAAUAUCGACCGGCUGCAUGCUGUUUCGAGAAGCAAAGUGGAUACAACAACGUUAUGUGUUUUCUUUCCGCUGGCGCACUUAAGUUCUUCAUGUACGGCGUUCUUGCUCUAAUCACCAUUUAUCACCCUUGAGCGCGUUUACACUCUGUUGCAAGCAGCAUGUCUUUCUGGAUCUACGCUCUAAUUAUUGCAUUUCUGUUGUUUUGGAGAUUCUCACUGUCUUCCAAGAACCGAUACCCUCCCGGGCCUCCAUCGGUUCCAGGAGUGGGACAUGUAUUCCAGGUACCUACAACCCAGACUUGGAGGUACUUUGAAAACCUGUCUCUGAGAUAUGGUCCUCUGUUUAGAUUAUCGCUCGCCGGGAACGACGUUCUUGUUUUGAAUAAAUCGAUCGAUGCGGAGGAGUUGUUGGGCAGACGCUCCCACAACUAUUCUUCCCGGCCUCCACUUGUAUAUGCGGGAAAAUAUCAAUCAAACAAUAAGCGCCUCGUCUUACUUCCUUACGGGCCGACUCUCAAGAGGCAGCGGACGGCGUUCCAUCAGAUGCUACAACCUCGAGUCGUUGGAGCAUACGAAAGUAUGCAAGAGUUUGAAUCUCUUCGGUUGCUGCAUGAUAUCGUGAACAAACCGACCGAGGCAUUUCGUCAUAGUCAGCGUUUCGCUGCGGCAUUAGUGUUUACUUUGAGCUAUGGAAAACGUCUCGGAGACAAUGACAGCGAUUUGGACAGUGUCAUCGCUGUCAUACAGGGCUUCGUACGCGAUACUUAUCCGGGAGCUCAUCUUGUGGAUACAUUCCCUGCCUUGGACCUACUUCCGGAUUUCUUGGCCCCUUGGCGCGCGAAGGCGCGCGCCAAACAUGAAUUCGAGAUGAAAUUGUAUAAUCGCCUUGUGUUAGAGGUCAAGGAUCGCAUGGAAUCCGGUAAACAAGACCUCGAAUGCUUCGCGGCCCGAUUAUGGGAACGUCAAAAUAUAGAGGCUCUGGACCUCGAAGAAAUUUCCUAUGUCGCCGGUACGGCGUUCGAAGCUGGCACCGAUAGUACGGCUGGCACCAUUCAGUGGUUCUUCAUGGCGAUGAUUCUCUACCCGGAUGCCAUGCGUCAAGCACAAGUGGAAUUGGACGGUCUCCUCGGAGCAGACGGACAGACAGUCCCUGGAUUCGCCCACAUCAAUGAACUUCCAUAUUGCUUUGCCCUCACCAAAGAGGUGUUACGGUGGGCUCCUGCGGCUCCCGGUGGGUUUCCACACUACUCUGAUGCAGAUGAUGAGUAUAAGGGUUUCAAGAUCAAUGCGAAAACGAUGGUUAUACCCUGCAUUUGGUCGAUGCAUCACGAUCCAGACGAGUUCCCCGAUCCUUACGUAUUCAGACCAGAGAGAUUUUUACCUAGCGGAGGCGCUGUUGAGAAUGAUUUACUCACCGAGGGCCACUACGGAUUCGGAUUCGGUCGCAGAAAAUGUCCUGGACAAUAUCUAGGUUCUAAGACUAUUUGGAUAGGACUGACGCGACUGUUGUGGGCUUUCGACAUUCAGCCGGGCCUUGACAAAGACGGAAAGCCGGUAAUUAUCAGUCCUGAUAAUUGUACCUCAGGAAUGACUUCGUGAGUCACGUUUCUUUGAGCGUCUAGUAUCUAUUUGAUGUGAAUCUGCUGUAGGAAGCCGGUGGAUUUCGAGAUGCGAUUAAUGCCACGGUCUGAUGGACAUGCCGCUACCAUCAGAAGGGAGUGGGCGUUACUCAAUUCCGUGACAGGUCAGCUUUGAAGAGAGCAUUGAAUACUAUUUUUAAACCUCCAGGAUGCACAAAUAACUCAGUAAAUAAUGAUAUCCAUCAUACCCU
Molecule: messenger RNA, 2000 nt
Organism: Desarmillaria tabescens
Lineage: Eukaryota; Fungi; Basidiomycota; Agaricomycetes; Agaricales; Physalacriaceae
Product: cytochrome P450
Exons: 10
Coding region: 329-1768 (479 amino acids)
Molecular function (GO): oxidoreductase activity, acting on paired donors, with incorporation or reduction of molecular oxygen; heme binding; monooxygenase activity
Source: RefSeq, a predicted model, not a curated record